AUGUCAGGCAACGGAGUUAAUCACAAUCCCUAUGAUGUUACCGAGAUGGAACUCGAAGCUGGAAAGGAUCCGACUGCCAAUAAAGCAACCGAGUAUACCAAAGAGGACGAUGAAGCUAUGAUAGCAUUGGCAAAUUAUGACGGCCGGCCUUUAAUUCUGGAUGAAGCGACGAACCGAAGAUUGCUUCGGUCAAUAGACUGGCAUUUGAUGCCUAUAUUGUGCUGUGUAUUUGGGCUCAAUUAUUUGGACAAAACAACAUUAUCAUACGCUAGUAUCAUGGGCAUCAAACAUGACCUCCAUCUUGAAGGCGACGAAUAUCAGUGGCUUGGAUCCAUCUUCUAUAUUGGCUGGCUAGCCUGGGAGUAUCCUACAAAUCGACUCCUACAACGUCUUCCGCUCGCCAAAUAUUCUGCUUUCUGCGUUUUUACUUGGGGAGCAAUACUGGCCCUCUUCUCACUUGUGUCAAAUUUCCAUGGUGCUGUUGCCAUUCGGUUUCUCCUAGGAGUCUUCGAAGCCGCCAGUAUGCCGGCAUUUGCUCUACUUUCAUCACAAUGGUAUACAGUUCGGGAGCACAAUCUAAGAGCAGGGCUAUGGAUAAGUGCAAACGGAUGGGGUCAGAUAAUCGGAGGUUUAGUAGCGUAUGGAAUCUCUCGUCGGCUUUCGGAAGUGGAUAGCUCUAUUGCAGGGUGGAAGCUCAUCUUCAUUGCUACAGGCUGCUUCACUACAUGCAUUGGAGUCCUAUUUUUCUGGAUAAUUCCGGAUUCUCAGAUCAAUUGCCGCUGGUUGAAUAAACACGAUAGGCUACUUGCCAUCCAACGUGUUCGAGAAAAUCAACAAGGUAUCGGUAAUAGAUACUUCAAGUGGUAUCAGUUCAGAGAAGCCUUUUUUGACCCACUCAACUGGGCACUUUUUCUAUACGGGGUUCUUUCAGAUAUUCCCAAUGGAGGUCUUACGAAUUUUUUUAGUCAACUAAUCGUGAGUUUCGGUUAUACAGAGCAGCAAAGCCUUCUAUACGGUAUUCCAGGAGGCGCUGUUGUGAUUAUAGCAUGUCUCUCUAAUGGCUGGGCUGGCAAUCAUUUUCAAAACCGAACUUUAUUUGCAUGUAUUCCAAUGAUUUUUGCACUGAUUGGUAUCAUUCUCAUUGUCGCUCUACCUAUUUCAAAAAGUGGAGGCGAUGGCUACAACAUCGGUCGAUUGUUCGGUUAUUAUUUAACGCAGGCAAUCCCAGCCACCGGUGCAACUGUCCUGUCUUUGAUCUCGAGCAACAUUGCAGGCUACACGAAAAAGACGACCGUUGCCGCUCUUUAUCUUAUUGGCUACUGUGUUGGAAAUAUCAUUGGUCCACAGACAUUCAGCCCCAGCGAUGCUCCUCGAUAUAUUCCUGCCGAGAUCACGAUCAUUGUUUGUUUUGCUUUGUGUAUUUGUGACUUACUUUUCAUCAAUUGGUGGUGCCGUCGAGAAAAUAAAAGGAAGAACAUGAUAAGAUCAAGCCCAGGAUACAUUCGGCUGGCGUGA
Messenger RNA from Penicillium macrosclerotiorum, 1515 nucleotides. RefSeq lists its product as uncharacterized. NCBI's taxonomy places the organism in Eukaryota, Fungi, Ascomycota, Eurotiomycetes, Eurotiales, Aspergillaceae. Gene Ontology annotation, molecular function: dipeptide transmembrane transporter activity; allantoate transmembrane transporter activity. Gene Ontology annotation, cellular component: plasma membrane. Gene Ontology annotation, biological process: dipeptide transport; transmembrane transport; allantoate transport. The record is from RefSeq and is a predicted model, not a curated record. The transcript is spliced from 5 exons. Bases 1 to 1515 code for a protein of 504 amino acids.